AUGGCAAGAUUCCCAGCUUUCGCCCAUAACCACUGUUUCAUCACGCUGUUCUUCAUCUCCCUGAGCCCGCUGGGCUUUGCCCAGUACGAACACUGGCCCUACCUCCCCGGUUACCCUGAGCCACCCCCUCAAGUGUACCAGCCCCCGGCGAGACCGGCGAACGUCCCCAAGAUCCAGCUGCGGCUCGCGGGGCAGAAGAGGAAACACAACGAAGGGCGAGUGGAGGUGUUCUACAGCGGCGAGUGGGGCACAGUGUGCGACGACGACUUCUCCAUCCACGCCGCGCACGUGGUCUGCAGGGAGCUGGGCUACGUGGAGGCGGUGUCUUGGCUCCCCAGCUCCAAGUAUGGCAAAGGAGAAGGGAAAAUUUGGAUGGACAAUGUCCACUGUAAUGGCAAGGAGACCACCCUGGCAGCGUGCACUUCCAAUGGCUGGGGAGUCACGGACUGCAAACACACCGAAGACGUGGGAGUGGUCUGCAGUGAAAAGAGAAUCCCCGGCUUCAAGUUUGACACCUCAUUGCUUAACCAAAUAGAGAACAUGAACAUCCAGGUGGAGGACAUAAGGAUCCGCGCCAUCCUCGCCACCUACCGCAAGCGGGUGCCCGUCACGGAGGGUUACGUGGAGGUGAAGGAUGAAGGGACCUGGAAGCAGAUCUGCGACAAGCACUGGACCAUGAAGAAUUCCCGUGUCGUCUGCGGCAUGUUUGGAUUUCCAAGCGAGAGGAAAUACAACAUCAACGUCUACAAGAUGUUUGCCAGCAGAAGGAAGCAGCAUUACUGGGCUUACUCAAUGGACUGCAGCGGGAACGAGGCUCACAUCUCCAGCUGCAAACUGGGCAACCACCUCAACGUGGAUGCCGAGAAGAACGCGACGUGCGAGAACGGGAUGCCCGCCGUCGUCAGCUGCGUCCCGGGACGCGCCUUUGCCCCCAGCAGCCACAGUGGCUUCCGAAAAGCCUUCAGGCAGGAGCAACCCCUGGUGAGGCUCAAAGGGGGAGCCAACACGGGCGAAGGACGAGUCGAAGUGCUGAAAAAAGGCGAGUGGGGGACGGUUUGCGACGACAACUGGAACCUGGUGUCAGCCAGCGUGGUGUGCCGAGAGCUGGGCUUCGGGAGCGCCAAGGAAGCAAUAACGGGCGCGAGACUCGGGCAAGGCAUGGGUCCAAUUCAUCUAAACGAAAUCGACUGCACGGGCUUUGAAAAGUCAGUCACGGACUGCAAGUUCAACACGGAGUCGCAGGGCUGUAACCACGAAGAAGAUGCUGCCGUGAGGUGCAACGUUCCGGCGAUGGGUUUCCAGAAUCAGCUACGCCUGAGCGGCGGCCGCAACCCUUACGAGGGCCGGGUGGAGGUGCUGGCCGAGCGUAACGGCACCCUGAAGUGGGGCACGGUCUGCAGCGAGAACUGGAGCACCGUGGAGGCCAUGGUGGUGUGUCGGCAGCUGGGCCUGGGCUUCGCCAGCCAUGCCUUCCAGGAAACCUGGUACUGGCACGGAGAUGUCAGCGCCGACAACGUAGUCAUGAGCGGUGUCAAGUGUUCGGGGACGGAGAUGUCCCUGGCCCACUGUCGUCACGAUGGAGCCCACGUCUCUUGUCCCAGAGGAGGUGGUCGCUUCGGUGCUGGUGUGUCCUGCUCGGAGACUGCCCCCGACCUGGUGCUCAACGCCGAGCUGGUGGAGCAGACGGCUUACCUGGAGGACCGGCCGAUGUUCAUGCUGCAGUGCGCGCUCGAGGAGAACUGCCUGGCCAGCUCGGCCGUCAACACCUCCAUCACGUCUGGCUACCGGCGCCUGCUGCGCUUCUCUUCCCAGAUCCACAACAACGGGCAGUCCGACUUCCGCCCCAAGAACGGCCGCCACGCCUGGGUCUGGCACGACUGUCACCGGCAUUACCACAGCAUGGAGGUUUUUACCCACUACGAUCUAUUGAACCUCAACGGAACCAAGGUGGCUGAAGGGCACAAAGCCAGCUUCUGUCUGGAAGACACCGAAUGCGAAGCAGAUGUGCAAAAACAGUACGAAUGCGCUAAUUUUGGCGAACAAGGCAUCACGGUCGGCUGCUGGGACGUGUACCGCCACGACAUCGACUGCCAGUGGAUCGAUAUUACCAACGUCCCGCCAGGCGAUUACCUCUUCCAGGUUGUCAUCAACCCCAAUUAUGAAGUGGCUGAAUCGGAUUAUUCAAAUAACGUGAUGAAAUGCAGGAGCCGGUACGACGGGCAGCGCAUCUGGAUGUACAACUGCCACAUAGGUGGCUCCUUCAGCGAGGAGACGGAACAGAAGUUCGACCACUUCAGCGGACUCUCAAAUAACAAGGUGUCCAGCCGAUAGAACAGCGUCGCCUUCCCGCUCCACUAUUUAAAGAAGCGAGGUUUCCUGCUUCGGUGAUUUCCCUAACCACUG
Molecule: messenger RNA, 2403 nt
Organism: Apaloderma vittatum (bar-tailed trogon)
Lineage: Eukaryota; Metazoa; Chordata; Aves; Trogoniformes; Trogonidae
Gene: LOXL2
Product: lysyl oxidase-like 2
Exons: 13
Coding region: 1-2331 (776 amino acids)
Biological process (GO): peptidyl-lysine oxidation
Cellular component (GO): membrane
Molecular function (GO): copper ion binding; protein-lysine 6-oxidase activity
Source: RefSeq, a predicted model, not a curated record